AUGGCUGGUGCCAAGGACAAUGCCCUGAGGAUCAUGCUGGUUGGGAGGAUGGAAAGUGGAAAAAGUGUGACUGCAAACACCAUCCUUGGGGAACAAGUAUUCGACUCUAAGAUUCCUGCCCAAUUUAUUACCAAAAGUUGUCAGGAAGCAUGCCAGAAAUGGAAGGGGAGAGACCUUCUCAUUAUUGAUACCCCAGGGCUCUUCUACACAAAGGAGAGCCAGAAAGCUAUCUUAAAUGAAAUUAAAGAAUAUCUCUUUACCUCCCACCACGGACUCCACGCCAUCAUUUUGGUCAUACAGCUGGGCUGCUACACACAGGAAGAGCAGCAAACCGUGGCAUUGAUCAAGAAUCUGUUUGGGGAAGCAGCCAUGAAGUACAUGAUCAUCUUGUUCACUCACAAAGAGGACAAGAGCCUGAGGGACUAUGUGAGGGAGCUGAAAAAGCUACAAAGCCUCAUCAAGGAGUGUGGAGACCGAUACUGUGUCUUCAGUAACAGGACAGACCAGGCUGAGAAGGAAGCUCAGGUGCAGGAGCUGGUGGAGCUGAUAGACAAGAUGGUACAGGACAACCAAGGAGCUUACUUUACCAACCCUGCACACAAGGGCACGGAGCUGACUUGCCCACACUGUACAGCUAAUGUCCAGUACAAAACUCUGAGGAUCGUGCUGGUCGGGAAGACCAGAAGUGGGAAAAGUGCGACGGCCAACACCAUCCUCGGGGAAAAAGUAUUCGAGUCUAAGAUUGCUGCCGAAGCUGUUACUAAAGAUUGUCAGAAAGCAUCCCGGAAAUGGAAAGGGAGAGAGCUUCUUGUUGUUGACACCCCAGGGCUCUUCAACACCAAGGAGAGCCUGAAGACGACCUGCAGGGAAAUCUCCCGAUGUGUCCUCGCCUCCUGUCCCGGGCCGCAUGCCAUCGUCUUGGUCCUGAGGCUGGGCCGCUACACACAGGAAGAGCAGCAAACCGUGGUGAUGGUCAAGAAUCUGUUUGGGGAAGCAGCCCUGAAGUACAUGAUCAUCUUGUUCACUCACAAAGAGGAGCUGGAGGACCUGAGCCUGAGCGACUUUUUGGAGAAUGCGGAUGUAAACCUACGAAGCCUCAUCAAGGAUUGUGGAGAGCGCUGCUGUGCCAUCAGUAACAGCAAAAACACAGACCAGGCUGAGAAGGAAGCUCAGGUGCAGGAGCUGGUGGAGCUGAUAGACAAGAUGGUACAGGACAACCAAGGAGCUUACUUUACCAACCCUGCACACAAGGGCACAGAGCUGACUUGCCCACACUGUACAGCUAAUGUCCAGUACAAAACUCUGAGGAUCGUGCUGGUUGGAAAGACCGGAAGUGGGAAAAGUGCGACUGCAAACACCAUCCUCGGGGAAAAGGUAUUCGAGUCUAAGAUUGCUGCCGAAGCUGUUACUAAAGAUUGUCAGAAAGCAUCCCGGAAAUGGAAGGGGAGAGAACUAAUUGUUGUUGACACCCCAGGGCUCUUCGACACCAAGGAGAGCCUGAACACGACCUGCAGGGAAAUCUGCCGAUGUGUCCUCGCCUCCUGUCCCGGGCCGCAUGCCAUCGUCUUGGUCCUGAGGCUGGGCCGCUACACACAGGAAGAGCAGCAAACCGUGGAGUUGGUCAAGGCUUUGUUUGGGGAAGCAGCCCUGAAGUAUAUGAUCAUCUUAUUCACUCGCAAAGAGGAGCUGGAGGACCAGAGCCUGAGUGACUUUUUGGAGAAUGCGGAUGUAAACCUACGAAGCCUCAUCAAGGAUUGUGGAGAGCGCUGCUGUGCCAUCAGUAACAGCAAAAACACAGACCAGGCUGAGAAUGAAGCUCAGGUGCAGGAGCUGGUGGAGCUGAUAGAGAACAUGCUGCAGAACAACCAAGGGACUUACUUUUCUGAUGCCAUAUACAAGAACACAGUGGAAAGACUGAGGAGGCGGGAAGAAGUCUUGAAGGAAAUCUAUCAUGAUCAAUUAAAAACAGAUAUCCAAAAAGUAGAAAUGAAGUGUUCUCAGGCAUGCCAAAAUAGGAUGCAGGAAAAAGAGAGAAAAAUUCAGUUACUAAAGAUGGAAUAUGCAGAAAAACUAAGAAAUGCUAGGGAGGAGGCCCGAAACAGUAUCUUCAGAGAUAAACAAGAUGGAAAUAUGAAUUUUCCUUCAAGAAUAAGUAAUUGGUUUAAGAAGUAA
This is a messenger RNA of Budorcas taxicolor (takin), 2172 nucleotides long. RefSeq names its product GTPase IMAP family member 8-like. The transcript is spliced from 3 exons. The record is from RefSeq and is a predicted model, not a curated record. NCBI's taxonomy places the organism in Eukaryota, Metazoa, Chordata, Mammalia, Artiodactyla, Bovidae. Bases 1 to 2172 code for a protein of 723 amino acids. Gene Ontology annotation, molecular function: GTP binding; ATP hydrolysis activity.